Messenger RNA from Prorocentrum cordatum, 1959 nucleotides. The record is from the annotation of a GenBank genome assembly. NCBI's taxonomy places the organism in Eukaryota, Dinophyceae, Prorocentrales, Prorocentraceae.
AUGGCGAGCGGCGCAGUUGCGGUGCACCACCCGUGCCACGGGUACGAGCCGCGGCCAGAGGUGGGGCAGGCAGGCCUCAAGUAUUUUAGCUCGGAGGACAUCGCCGUGCACAGCGACUGGGGCGGCGCCGGCUGCUGGGGCCGGGCGCUGAAUCAGAAUUUCGUGCGCGGCAAUUUCACCGCCACGCUGGGCAGGUCACUGGUGUGGUCGGCCUACACCAACGAGUCCGACGAGUCGGAGGGCCUCGUGGACGCUUUCGAGCCCUGGUCGGGCUGGUACGCCGUGAAGGCGCCUGCGUGGGUCGUCGCGCACACGACCCACUUUGUGCAGGUCGGCUGGGCGGCGCUCCCCGCGAGCUCAGGCUCCAGCGGCAUCCUGCGCAGGGGCGGUUCCUUCGUGACCUACCUGUCGCCGGGGCGGGACAACUUCACCGUGGUGUUGGAGAAACUGCACGGUGCAUGCCGGCGCUGCGGCGAGACGGUCACAGGUGCCGAGACAGUCGUCUUCAAGCUCACAGGGGGCCUCAUGGAGGCGGCCUGGGCGGCGCCGAACGGGGUCCUGGGCCUCUGGACGACGAACAAGACGCACACGGGCCUCUGGACAAACCUCACAGUCGACCCCGCCGACGGCACGUUUCAGUUCGAUGCUGAGCCCGAUUCCAUCUACACCGUGAGCACGACGGUCGCGCCCAGCCCGGGCACCGGCCGCGCGCUGAAGCAGUGGGUGACGCGCCAGGCGGGCAGCAACCAGUGGGUCGCGGACGACACGGAGCCGAUCACCGCGGUAGGGGUCGACCUCGGCAACGUCGCGGUGGCGGCAGAGGCAUCGCUGCAGGCUCUGGAGGAAUGGCUGAAAAUCUUUGCCGCUCUUCGAGCGCACUGCAGAUUUUUCCGAAGCGAUAGUUCUCGCGAGGCGCUCGCGGUUUGGUUGGAAAGAGAGGGGCGCGGAGACUUUUCGAUAUUGUUGAGAUACUUCUCUGCAUCGUUCGCCAAGUGGAGGUUCGACGCGUUCCUGGGUGCUGUCGUCGCACUGAGCAGGCUUCGCUUUGCACUCGCGCUGUUCAGACCUCGCAUGCUCGGCGCGCCCCAGCGCGCGCAGGACUUCAACGAAGUUCCCAAGCACAGGGGCGACAGUCAUUGCUGGCGUUGGGCGAGCGGCUUCACCGCGAUGGCGAGGCCGAUCGAGCGCGUUAGGCGCCGCCAGUGGGCGGCGGAGAUGCUGGCGAUGGCGGCGGCGGCCUUGCCCCGCCACCUGGGCGCGACGCAGCGCUGGUCAUGCCCCACGGAGGGGCCACCUUUGCCCGCCGACCAGGGGGCCAACUUGAAGAAGAGCUUUUUGGCCGCAGCGAUUCACCCCCGCUGCUUCUACAGCGUCGCGGUCCCAGACCUCGACGACCCCUUCGUGUUCGAAGCCUUGAAGGGCAUCUCGUUGCCGUGGGGCCCCUUGGUGGAGCAGGGCUUGGCGGAGAUGCGCAGCGACGCCCCGAUCGAUUAUUGCAAGAACUCGCUCCGAGGGAACAUCGUUCUACCUGGACUGCCAGCGAGCACGCACAAGCGGAUGCUACAAGGGGAGGCGUUCGAGGACGUGAUCGCCGAACAAGACCGCCCUGAAGACGUGGAAGACGGCGAAGUCCCUGGCGGGGAGCCCGAGCUUGCUGCCUCGGUGGACGGUUCGGAAUCUGCCGGGCCUAUUUGCGACGAGUCGCUAAGGCGGAACGCGAUGGCUGCUCAGUGUGUUGAUCUGGGCAUCUACCAGCCCAUUGCGUACCUGGCCGCGUGGCAGGAUAUGGGCCGACACAGGGGCAAGGCUGCCCACGGGAGUCGGCACCUGGAGAUUCCUCUGGAAGACCAGAGGGCGUGGCUACAGAUGGUGCUGACCUUGAAGGAGCGCAGACUUCAGUGCGUCAUCAUGGCGAAGGAUAAGGGGAUCAAGAUCCUCAAGCGCAUCAACGCGAACUAA